AUGGCUAUCUAUGAUAAUGAGAUAUCACGCUACAUUGAGAGCAGAGUAAAUCAACAACAACAACAACAACAACAACAACAACAACAACAACAACAACAACAAAAACAACAACAGGAUGAUACAUUAGAGGUUGGUCUCCUGAUUGGACAAUCACUCAACGAAUCAACCAUUUUCCUUUCAGUGAUUCCAUCACCAGAGCCAGUGAAUGAAGAUGGCAGUGGCAGUGCUCGUGUCCACUCAUCAAAGGACAUUGACGAUACUUGGAUUGCUGAGCACUCUAGACAGAUAUCAAGAAUGCUUUAUGGUGGCAUUAACAUUGUCGGAGCUUAUCUUAUUGUUCCCAACGUAGCUGCCAUCAAAGAUACUGACCUUCAAAGACUCGUAGCAUCAAUAAGAGCCACGUCCCUUCUGAACAGAAAGUUCCUCACUUCUCGACUGAAGCACAUGCAUGUGUUGGUUCAUCUAAAGUCAACCAAGCAAUACAUUCUCAAGACAUUCGAUCUGUCCACUACAACUAUUGACUCAAAGCCAAGCCAAACGAAUGAUAUCAAGUUUACCAACAACGUCUCCUCUCAGUUCAACAGACUCACACUGCAAACACCACUGUCAUUGCAGUUCAAUCUCAAAGAGAGUCCAAAAGACAGAAGGUCUCUACUCAAUGACAUUCAGGAACUCAUUGGUGCUCAUCUGUACACCAUCUUACAGAGCUCUCUAUUCUUGGUCAAUGGACAAAUACAAUCAAACUCCACCAAACUGACAGAUCUCAAGGAUACCUCAAUUGUUGAUCUAUUACAACAGAGUAGUGGAGUGAUAGAGGUUGGUCCAUCAUCAAAUGCAAAGUCACAUGUGAUGGUUGGCGAUGGAAUCAUGCAAUACACCUCCUACACACUCAAGACAGACACACUCUCACAGGCUCUAGAGAAUUUACUGGCAGACAUUAUCAACAGUUUCCACGCAAGAGUGGAUCUCCUUCUUGAUUGCUCCGAUGACCAAGAUCCAUCAACACCCAAGCAGUCUAUCGUGUUACCUCGUCGUGCCUCUAUCCAAUGGGACCAAACCAUUGAUAUGUGCGACUAUCUAUUGGAGGAGGAAGGUUACUCAGAGUGCCAGCAACGUAUUGAGGAACUGACCCAGAUCGAGUUCUCAAAGCAAAGAGUGUUUGGAGACAAGCUUCCAUUAUGGAUGCACUCGAUAGAAAAGACACCAAAUGAUCCAACCAAUUUAGGAAUGCCACUAACAACAAAUCUUCCUGACAUCCAUCCACCAAAGAAACAACUACCACCAAAGCAGCUACAGCAACAACAACAACAGCAGCAACAGCAACAAUCAAGUAACAAGCUGGUUUUGAUUGUCAUCCCAGUUGUCAUUUUGUUAUUGGCCAUCAUUUACAAACUACAAUAG
Acytostelium subglobosum LB1 is the source of this 1401-nucleotide messenger RNA. RefSeq lists its product as hypothetical. The record is from RefSeq and is a predicted model, not a curated record. Gene Ontology annotation, biological process: intracellular protein localization. NCBI's taxonomy places the organism in Eukaryota, Evosea, Eumycetozoa, Acytosteliales, Acytosteliaceae. The coding region runs from base 1 to 1401 and encodes 466 amino acids. The transcript is spliced from 3 exons. Gene Ontology annotation, cellular component: endomembrane system.